AUGAAUCAGAGUCUGAACUGGCAGAGGAACAUUGAUAGUCCAGUGGCCGCUACUGUGCUCACUGAAGCGGCCAGCAACUUGAGUGGAGCGGCAUUUGUGGAAACGUCCAUGUAUAUAUAUAUUUGGGUAACAAUAGUCAACGGUAUCAUCUUCCUUACUGGAGUCAUCGGCAAUGCAAUGGUUAUUGUCGUGGUCGUUAAGGUCCGGGACAUGCGCACAACGACAAACUACUUUCUCGUGAACCUGAGUAUAGCGGAUUUGUUAGUCCUCCUUAUCUGUCAACCGUCCGCACUACUCGAGUUUUACGCCAAGGACCGAUGGUACAUUGGGAAGGCGCUCUGUAAAGCUAUACCGUUGCUGGAGAAUGCAGUAGUUCACGCCUCUGUUCUGACCAUCCUCGCCAUCACCACAGAAAGAUUCAACGCAAUAUGUUUCCCUUUAAAGAGAACGCUCAAGUUCAAAGCUCGUGUGGUUGCCAAGAUAAUAGGUGUGAUCUGGACACUAUCCUGUCUUACAGCAAUACCUUUUGUCUUUAUGACAACUGUUGAGGACGCGAUCUUCUACGACGGGUCUCCGUGUCAGGUUUGUCGCACAAAAGUCGAGGAGGCAUGGCAAUAUGGCUACCUCCUGUCGAUGCUUUCCAUUUUCUUUGCAGUGCCUCUGUUCGUCCUUGUCUUCAUGUACGCCAAAAUCAUCCGAUGUCUAAUAUACGACUCCACAUCUAUUCUGUCGCGUAAAAAUCCAAGCUCAAUAUAUAACAUCCGAACACGUCAUCAGGUGGUGAGAAUGUUAGUGGCCAUCGUAUUGUUAUUUUUCCUUUCUAUGUUUCCAUUGCGAGUAGUAACAUUGUGGGUUAUAUUUGCUCCACCUAACAACGUGGAGGCACUCGGCAUGGAAGGUUACUUCAAUCUCUUAGCCUUUGUCCGGGUCAUGUUCUACCUCAACAGUGCUGGUAAUCCUGUUAUUUAUAGUCUUACCUCCACAAAGUUUAAACUGGCCGUGAAGAGGGUUUGGGGUACAUACAGUCCUGCCAACGGACAGCCUCUCUACAGAAACACGCAGCACAUGGAUGGGAAAGACAUCAGUCUGCAACGUUUUACGACAAACCAACUGGACGCCAACAGCAAUAAUUCACGGAGAAUCUGUGGAUUUAUCAUCUUAGUGAUGCGAGAGGAAUACCUGAGACAUCCGCGAUAUGACGGUAUACUGGAAGUGUUGAUGGAAAACAUGGAGAAGACUAGAAAAUGGAAAAUAAUUUUAAAAAGGAUAAUUCAGAAGUAUUUUGCAGAAGAAGAAGGGGUUGCAUUCGUAUAUAAGAAAGCAUAA
Molecule: messenger RNA, 1326 nt
Organism: Ylistrum balloti
Lineage: Eukaryota; Metazoa; Mollusca; Bivalvia; Pectinida; Pectinidae
Product: growth hormone secretagogue receptor type 1-like
Exons: 3
Coding region: 1-1326 (441 amino acids)
Biological process (GO): G protein-coupled receptor signaling pathway
Cellular component (GO): plasma membrane
Molecular function (GO): G protein-coupled receptor activity
Source: RefSeq, a predicted model, not a curated record